CCUGAAGAUACGUUAUUGUUAGUAUGAAUCGUACAUUUUCAAACUCGAGUAACGAUAACCUAAGCUUACUUCAGAACGGAGGAACUGAAUUACGGGCAUCUUCUGAAACUGCGAGUUAUACUUAUGGUGAAAACGGAUCACAUCACCACCAAGAGUCUUAUACCAUUGAAGAAGCUGUAAACGCAGUAGGAUUUGGAAAGUUUCAAUGGAAGCUUACAUUUGUGUCAAGUCUUGCCUGGAUGGCAGAAGCUUGUGAGGUAAUGAUUUUGUCCUUGUUAGGAAGGUUCCUAUCCUGUGAGUGGUUGAUCACUUCUUUUGAGGUGGCACUGCUUUCAUCGGUUGUAUUUAUUGCAAUAGCUUUUGGAUCUUUGAUAAUUGGGAAACUUGAAGAUAUUUAUGGACGUAAGAAGGUCAUUAUAAGUUGCUCUUGUAUGCUCAUUGUAUUUGGAAUCCUGAGCGCAGUUUCGCCAUCUAUCAAGUGGAUGUUUGUUUUUCGUGGAUUUCUUGGACUCUUCGUGCACGGAUUACAGAGCGCAAUGGUUCUCUAUAUGGAGUACCUUCCUACUAAUAAGCGAGGACAGGCUGCGAUGUCACUUGCUAUUUUCUGGGGUAUCGGUUCACUUCUUGUAAUAGUGGUAGCAAUGGCCGUUAUGACAACGAUAAAUUCCUGGAGAACUGUUCUACUGAUCAUCGUCGUUCCUAUUGUAGUAUUCCUGUUUUUCUCUAUGUGGUAUCCGGAAAGUGCACGUUACCUGCUCGUCUGUGGAAAGAAGAAAGAAGCAGCAAAGAGCUUAUCCAAAAUGGCGGAGGAAAACGGCAAACCCUUGCCGACUGGCAAUCUAGUACUGCCCCCUUCUGGCUUACAGCACGGCUCUAUAAUAAAUUUGGUGAAACAACAAAAAUCACUUUUUUUAAUUUUAUGUUAUGCAUGGGUCUCUUUGAUGUUCACAUACUACGGUAUAACAAUUUUAACUCCAGAAAUAAUCAUGUACGAUGGAUUAGCAUUCAAUGGAGAAGAGAGACAAAAUCACUCUGCCAACAAUAUCACUUCAGACAAAUACAUACAGUGUAGACCAUACUUGAUCUCUGAGUACCUUGAAAUACUCUGGACUACUGCAGCAGAGUUGCCGGGUAUAUUUGCUAGUUACUUUCUAGUCGAGAGGUUCUCACGAAGAAGAUUAAUGUGCAUGAUGCUUUUGGUCUACAUUGCAUGUACUUUGUCCCUUUUAAUAGAUAACUUGCCCGCAGCUGUUCUGCUUCUCGUGUUAUUUGUAGAUAGAGGAGCCAUUGCAGGAUGCUUCCAGAUUCUUUUAGUGUACACAAUAGAGGCCUAUCCAACUACCAACCGAGCAUUAGCAUUUGGUUUCUACUCAAGUUUUGGUCGUAUAGGAGCUAUCCUCACACCAUUUGUAGCCCAAUUGCUAGUGGAAGUCCAACCCAAGUUGGCCGGAGGUAUCUAUGCACUUGCAGCCUUUCUGGUGGCAAUUUCCAUAUUUUUUUUACCUUUCGAUACUAAAGGAAAAGAACUUCAAGAGCACUAAGAAUCCUCCAAGAUGACUCAAGUACCCGGAUGAUCUACCAUCUGACAUGGUUACUGUUGAAUUUUUUUCGAUAUCUGACAUGUUGUGUGUGUAUAUUAUAUACAUUUUUGGACGUGGGGGUAAUGGUAUGAAGUUGGUAACUCAAGUACCUGGAUGAUCUAUUAUCUAGCAUGGUUAUUUGUGAAAUUUUGUGAUAUCUAACAUGGGUGUGUGUGUGUGUAUUAUAUUACUUUUUUGGAUGUGGGGUGGGGGAAAUAAUAUGAAAUUAGCAAUCCAAAUGCUUGGAUGAUCAACUAUCUGACAUGGUUACUGUUUAAAUAUGCUUUUAAGUGCAAAAUGUUGUAUAUACUUUAUACAAUAGUAAAAGCGAUAUUGUUAUGACGUAUUAUAAACUGUA
Molecule: messenger RNA, 1938 nt
Organism: Limulus polyphemus (Atlantic horseshoe crab)
Lineage: Eukaryota; Metazoa; Arthropoda; Merostomata; Xiphosura; Limulidae
Product: synaptic vesicle 2-related protein-like
Exons: 15
Coding region: 24-1541 (505 amino acids)
Biological process (GO): transmembrane transport
Cellular component (GO): membrane
Molecular function (GO): transmembrane transporter activity
Source: RefSeq, a predicted model, not a curated record